AUUACCAAACAUUUGUGCUAUAAACACGCUUCGUAUACUGUUUUAAGUAAUUAUUUUAGUUUUAGCAGUUAUUAAGAUCUAGAAGAACCAUGUCUUGCUCCAAGUUGAGGAAGUUUGCUCAUGCUGAUGAGUACAAGUAGAUCUACAACGAUGGUGUUGCCUUACAAUUCAAGUUCUCCAUGGGAGCAAAUUUGGCCCUGAGAUCUGUUGACUUCAAAAAUGGUGUCCCAAAAUUUCAUUUUGAACCGUCACAAAAUGUGUCUGUGCUGACCGAAGAAGAUGUGGCUGUCAUUAUCAAGCUUAAACGCCCUGGAUUCUUCUACGAAGGAUUUCACCUACGUCAUCCAUUCUCUAAAUGGGUCGACUCUUCAAAGGCUACAGCCCAAGGUGGCUGCGAGGUACUUCUGUGGGAGAGCUGCUAGCUGAAGUCGAUUGGUCAAUGAAGUGCCUUCACGUAGGUGUGAAAAGUGACAAGGAAAAGAAAAACUUCUCAGCAUGGAACGAAACUAGCAAUCUGAGAGGGUUGAGAACUCGAGAGGAUUUUCCUGAAGAUUGUCCCGGUGAUACCAUCAUUAUGUCUUGCCAGUCAGUCGAUGUUGACAAACGAAAUGAUGAGCUUUCCUUUGUGGCCGAACCCAAGAUGCGAUGCGGAUUGACUGUGUGCGGGAUGGACACAAUUUGGAGUACUCAAAGUACAUCACUGAGAUUUUCGACAGUGUGGCAUACCACGAUGAGCCAAAGUUUCUGAAAAUAAAAGAAAUCAUCAAGCUUGUUCUCGCAGUAGAGUGGCUUAAGGAGAAGAUGGAUGAGAAAGACAUGAAAUUCAGCCAAGUUUGGAUCGAAGAGCACGUUCAAAAGCGAAAGCAAUUCCCAACCGAACGAAUCCAAGUGACUGUUCCUCCCCAAGAGGCUCAACGCCUUAUGAACAAAAUUGUGGAAGCCAAGAACGAUAAACAGCUUGCUCUGCCUAAUUUGUGUGGAUUGAGCAAGAAAGUAUCAAAGACAGGCUUUGAAGUUGGAACCACAACAAAUGUACUCGGCUAUAACAUUCCAGUUGCAUGCAGAGCAUCGUUCAAUGACUACGAUUCCCUUUUUGAAGGCCAAGAUCCAAACCAGCCAACUGAACUCGGUCUGCACAAAGACACCGGAAAACUAGUAAUUGGUCCACGACCCAAUGUGAAGUCUUGGAACGAGUUGUACAGUCAGACGGUCCCCCUGCCAUGCUCUGUUCCUUACACUGCUGAUGGUCUCAUAGGCCCCGCUAUAACUGGAGGUGUCUCUACCAGCAGCUUUAAAACAAAUCAAGUAAGACGUGAACACACUCGAACUACGGAGGAAGUUGUGGUACCAGCUGGACAGAGAGUAAAGAUGAAAUAUGCUGAUACUCCCAAGCCGAAGGCAACCGUUGCUCCAACUUCUGAUGUGGGUGUUACUACAGUACAAUUACUUUAAGAUCUGGAAUGAUUUGCAAAAAUCAACUGGUAUGAAAAACGGAGCAGGGUUUAUUGACAGGGUUUCCCACUCAAUCUCAACCGAAAAUGGAGCACAAACAUUGACUAAGAGGAAGGAAGUUGAAACACAUAUCUCAGCAAGAAUACCACAGCUUGAAAGACCUCGUUUGAAUCCAUCUAUGGAAAAUGAGGUUGGGCCUCCUUCCAUGCACCUCCGUCUUCCCCCUAAAACUGAAGCAUCAGACAAUGAAGUUGGACCUCCUUCCAUGCACCUCCGUCUCCCUCCUAAAACUGAAGCAUCAGACAAUAAGGUUGGACCUCCUUCCAUGCACCUCCGUCUCCCCCCUAAAGCUGAAGCAUCAGACAAUGAGGUUGGACCUCCUUCCAUGCACCUCCGUCUCCCUCCUAAAACUGAAGCAUCAGACAAUAAGGUUGGACCUCCUUCCAUGCACCUCCGUCUCCCCCCUAAAGCUGAAGCAUCAGACAAUGAGGUUGGACCUCCUUCCAUGCACCUCCGUCUCCCCCCUAAAACUGAAGCAUCAGACAAUGAGGUUGGGCCUCCUUCCAUGCACCUCCGUCUCCCCCCUAAAGCUGAAGCAUCAGACAAUGAAGUUGGACCUCCUUCCAUGCACCUCCGUCUCCCCCCUAAAGCUGAAGCAUCAGACAAUGAAGUUGGACCUCCUUCCAUGCACCUCCGUCUCCCCCCUAAAGCUGAAGCAUCAGACAAUGAGGUUGGACCUCCUUCCAUGCACCUCCGUCUCCCCCCUAAAACUGAAGCAUCAGACAAUGAGGUUGGGCCUCCUUCCAUGCACCUCCGUCUCCCCCCUAAAGCUGAAGCAUCAGACAAUGAAGUUGGACCUCCUUCCAUGCACCUCCGUCUCCCCCCUAAAGCUGAAGCAUCAGACAAUGAGGUUGGACCUCCUUCCAUGCACCUCCGUCUCCCCCCUAAAACUGAAGCAUCAGACAAUGAGGUUGGGCCUCCUUCCAUGCACCUCCGUCUCCCCCCUAAAGCUGAAGCAUCAGACAAUGAAGUUGGACCUCCUUCCAUGCACCUCCGUCUCCCCCCUAAAGCUGAAGCAUCAGACAAUGAGGUUGGACCUCCUUCCAUGCACCUCCGUCUCCCCCCUAAAGCUGAAGCAUCAGACAAUGAGGUUGGACCUCCUUCCAUGCACCUCCGUCUCCCCCCUAAAGCUGAAGCAUCAGACAAUGAGGUUGGACCUCCUUCCAUGCACCUCCGUCUCCCCCCUAAAACUGAAGCAUCAGGCAAUGAGGUUGGACCUCUAUCCAUGCACCUCGCACUGCCCCCUAAAGCUGAAGUAUCAGGCAAUUGUGAUAGCGGAUACUCAAGCAUUGCAAGUACCCCUAUGUCUGGAUCUCGUCGAUUGCUGUAACAGAAAAAACGAUUUAUUCGAUAUUUUUAGUACUGCUAUUGAUACUUUUAUGUAGCUCGAGUAUAGCAACACCUCACUAGUGAUGUAUAGAUGCAACCUUUUUAAGUUAGGCUAGUGGCUAGUAACGUAUAUUGUUCAGUGACUGUCUUGUUUACAAUUAAUUAUGAUUAUUGAUAUUUUAUUUGG
This is a messenger RNA of Halichondria panicea, 3028 nucleotides long. RefSeq lists its product as uncharacterized. Lineage: Eukaryota; Metazoa; Porifera; Demospongiae; Suberitida; Halichondriidae. The coding region runs from base 1376 to 2842 and encodes 488 amino acids. The record is from RefSeq and is a predicted model, not a curated record. The transcript has a single exon.